AUGCAGCCGCAGCCGCUGCCGCUGGAGGAGGCCCGCGGGGACGGGGCCCAGAACACCCAGUGGUCCAGGCCCGAGUGCCAGGCGUGGACGGCGACGCUGCUGCUGGGCACGUGCCUGCUGUACUGCGCCCGCGUCAGCGUGCCCGUGUGCACCGUGUCCAUGAGCCAAGACUUCGGCUGGAACAAGAAGGAGGCGGGCAUUGUGCUCAGCAGCUUCUUUUGGGGCUACUGCCUGACGCAGGUGGUGGGCGGCCACCUUGGGGACCGGAUCGGCGGGGAGAAGGUCAUCCUGCUGUCCGCCUGCGCCUGGGGCUUCCUCACCGCCGCCACCCCGCUGCUCGCCCACCUCAGCGGCGCACACCUGGUCUUCAUGACCUUCUCGCGCAUCCUCACGGGCUUGCUCCAAGGCGUGUACUUUCCGGCGCUGACCAGCCUGCUGUCCCAGAAGGUGCGAGAGAGCGAGCGAGCGUUCACCUACAGCACCGUGGGGGCCGGCUCCCAGUUUGGGAUGCUGCUGACAGGGGCCGUGGGCUCCCUCCUCCUGGACCGGUACGGCUGGCCGAGUGUCUUCUACUUCUCGGGUGGCCUCACGCUGCUGUGGGUGUGUUACGUGUACAAGUGCCUACUGAAUGGAAAAGACCUCAUCCUGGCCUUGGGCAUCUUGGCGCAAGGCCUGCCGAUGUCCAGGCACACCAAAGUUCCCUGGAGACAGCUCUUCCGGAAGCCUUCAGUCUGGGCAGCCAUCUCCUCCCAGCUGUCGUCGGCCGCCUCCUUCUUCGUCCUCCUCUCCUGGCUUCCCACCUUCUUUCAGGAGACGUUCCCCGGCUCCAAGGGUUGGGUCUUCAACGUGGUGCCUUGGCUGGUGGCGAUUCCUGCCAGUCUCUUCAGCGGGUUUCUGUCUGACCGUCUUAUCAGUCAGGGUUACAGGACCAUCACCGUGCGGAAGUUCAUGCAGGUGAUGGGCCUCGGGCUGUCCAGCGUGUUUGCCCUGUGUUUGGGUCACACCUCCAGCUUCUGUACGUCUGUGGUCUUCGCAUCUGCGUCCAUUGGCCUGCAGACCUUUAACCACAGUGGCAUUUCAGUCAACAUCCAGGACCUGGCUCCAUCCUGUGCCGGCUUUCUGUUUGGUGUGGCCAACACAGCUGGAGCCUUGGCAGGUGUCGUGGGCGUGUGCCUGGGGGGCUAUCUCCUCGAGACCACAGGCUCCUGGACGUCCAUGUUCAACCUGGUGGCCGCCGUCGGCAGCCUGGGGCUGUGCACGUUCCUGCUGUUUGGAGAGGCCCAGCGAGUGGACCUGAGUCCUGCCCACGAGGACCUCUAGCUGCCCCUGCCCUACGUUUCCUUCAGUGCCAUCUCCCUUGGGUGACAGGCUCUGUUUGCGAGCCUCCUGCUCGGGACGGAGC
Neogale vison (American mink) is the source of this 1402-nucleotide messenger RNA. RefSeq names its product solute carrier family 17 member 9 (gene SLC17A9). NCBI's taxonomy places the organism in Eukaryota, Metazoa, Chordata, Mammalia, Carnivora, Mustelidae. Gene Ontology annotation, molecular function: transmembrane transporter activity. Bases 1 to 1320 code for a protein of 439 amino acids. The record is from RefSeq and is a predicted model, not a curated record. The transcript has 13 exons. Gene Ontology annotation, cellular component: membrane. Gene Ontology annotation, biological process: transmembrane transport.